AUGUCCGUUGAUCUGUUGAGGAAAUCGUUAAGUUUUAUUGAAGAAGAGGAUGGCAUUUCGGCGAGUAAAAAGCUGAAAAGAGUAUCUCGGAUAUCACCAGAAAUGCGAGAACGACAACGUAUCAGGGCAUUAGCUGGUCAUCUGGAAUUCGACUGUGAUAGAGGUGAUUUCGUUGAAGCCACGAAUGCGAAACAUUCAAAUUCGAUCAAGAAUGAAUGGACUCCCAAACCGUGCCAGAGAAAGUUCUUCGAACCUCGAUUCUCCACUGAUACAUUAGCGCCGUUAUAUCAACGAAAAUUUUUGCUCGAAGUUUCGACGGCUGAAAUGAAUGAAAUUAGUGCAACAAGGAAUAGGAAUGUGAACUUGAAGGGUGUUUCUUUGGUGGAACAGCAUCGUUCCAAAAAGCGUGUGAAUUUGUUGAAGCGAAACAUCAAGUAUAUGGUUUAUACGAACGAAAAGAAACUGGAUACAAACCGAGUGGAUACUAUGAUUUCGAUGAUGAGUCGACGAGAGCGUGAUAUGAAACAGAUUCGUCGAGAAUUGCUGAAAGAAAAUGAUGGUGUUCGAGAACCGGAUCCGUUCAAACAAAAGAAAGAGGUAUCUGAGUCGGUAUUUACGGACGAUGAUUUCAUGAAGAUUGCACCUGAUCGAGCUAAGGUGAACAGUCGUAUUACUGAAUUAAUUUUGGUUGCUUUUGGCAUAAUGCAGUUUGCGUUAUUCCACGUAUUAUGA
This is a messenger RNA of Anisakis simplex (herring worm), 732 nucleotides long. The record is from the annotation of a GenBank genome assembly. Lineage: Eukaryota; Metazoa; Nematoda; Chromadorea; Rhabditida; Anisakidae.